This is a messenger RNA of Gastrolobium bilobum, 726 nucleotides long. Its product is annotated as NEP1-interacting protein 1-like. The transcript has 5 exons. The record is from RefSeq and is a predicted model, not a curated record. Bases 1 to 726 code for a protein of 241 amino acids. Lineage: Eukaryota; Viridiplantae; Streptophyta; Magnoliopsida; Fabales; Fabaceae.
AUGCCUAUUCUCUAUACUUCUCCAACUAUGACCAAGUGGUUUUCUGGUAUGAUGGGAGCAACAAUAAGGUGUAAGGAAGCUUUUUCUUUGUGGGUUUUGGCUGGCAAUGGCGGUUAUGCAGUUGGGCUAUUCAUAAAAGCUAUUGAGAGAGUUAUUUUUGCUGAAUUUACUUGCAUUCUUGCACUAGGAGGGUCCAUAAUGGGAAUAAUUGCAGGAGCCAUCAAAGGCCAGACCACAGAAGGUGGUUUUCUUGAUGGGGCUGGCAAAGGAGCUGUCACAGGGGCCAUUGCAGCACUAGAAUUGCUAAACUUUGCUACUGUUGAUGAGCCACUGUCCAAGGUUGCCCUGUUGAGGAGUUUAUUAAAUGGGAAGCUAUUUAUGGAAUGGAUAUGUCCAGCUGUUGCACAAGCCUAUGAGUGUCAUAUUAACACACAGGAAAGAACUUACAUAGAAGUAUCAGAUACUUAUGACGUUAGGGGAGUCAGAGUCACAGCGAUGCCCCAGAAUUUUAUUCAAAAGCUUCCUGUUCAGAAAUUCAACUAUAGCAAAAUGUUGAAAUUAUACCAUGAAUCAUGCUGCUCAAUUUGCUUCCAGGAUUUUGAGGAUGGAGAAUUUGUCAGGAUACUCCCAAAAUGUGGCCACUUCUUUCACUUGGACUGCAUAGAUAAAUGGCUAGUCCAACAAGGAUCAUGCCCCAUGUGUAGAACUUAUGUUCCACAUUUAUGA